Anarrhichthys ocellatus (wolf-eel) is the source of this 2997-nucleotide messenger RNA. RefSeq names its product PHD finger protein 8 (gene phf8). The transcript is spliced from 21 exons. The record is from RefSeq and is a predicted model, not a curated record. Bases 1 to 2997 code for a protein of 998 amino acids. Lineage: Eukaryota; Metazoa; Chordata; Actinopteri; Perciformes; Anarhichadidae.
AUGGCAUCUGUGCCACUCUACUGCUUGUGUCGCCUUCCAUAUGAUGUGACACGCUUCAUGAUCGAGUGUGACAUUUGUCAAGACUGGUUCCAUGGGGGCUGUGUUGGAGUGCAGGAGGACAAAGCAGCUGAGAUUGACCUGUAUCACUGCCCCAACUGUCAGGUCACCCAUGGGCCAUCUGUCAUGCGCAAACGCCGUGGAGGCAAUAAGCAUACAGAUGCUGGUGCUGCUCCAGUAAGAGAUCCAAGUCGGCCUGUUAAGACAGGCAGCUCUCAGUUUGUUAGGGAGCUACGGAGCCGCACCUUCCCAGGUGCGGAUGAAGUCUUGCUAAAGCCGUCUGGGGCCCAGCUGACCGUUGAGUUCCUGGAAGAGCAUUCGUUCAGUGUUCCUGUCAUGGUGCUGAGGCGCGAUGGCCUAGGCAUGACCCUUCCUCCAGCGUCAUUCAAUGUCAGCGAUGUAGAGCACUACAUCGGUUCAGACAAACAGAUUGACGUGAUUGAUGUGUCUCGCCAAUGUGACCUGAAGAUGCGGUUGGGAGACUUUGUUGAAUACUACAACAGCCCCAACAGAGAGAAAGUGCUCAAUGUCAUCAGCCUGGAGUUCUCUGAGACCAGGCUCUCAAACCUGGUGGAGACUCCAAAGAUUGUGAGGAAACUAUCAUGGGUGGAAAACCUCUGGCCUGAAGAGUCUGUGUUUGAACGCCCUAAUGUGCAGAAGUACUGCCUAAUGGGAGUAAAGGACAGCUACACAGACUUCCACAUUGACUUUGGAGGCACUUCAGUGUGGUACCAUGUCCUGAGGGGCGAGAAAAUCUUCUACCUAAUUUCCCCCACUGCAGCCAACUUGGCCCUUUUUGAGCGGUGGAGUUCCUCAUCCAACCAGAAUGAGAUGUUCUUUGGAGACCAAGUUGAUAUGUGUUACAGGUGCUCUGUCAAACAAGGAAACACCUUGUUCAUUCCAACAGGAUGGAUUCAUGCUGUGCUGACUCCAGUGGACUGCGUGGCCUUCGGAGGAAACUUCUUGCAUAGUCUCAACAUUGAGAUGCAGCUACGGGCAUAUGAAAUAGAGAAGAGAUUGAGCACAGCAGACUUGUUCAGGUUUCCCAACUUUGAGACUGUGUGCUGGUAUGUUGGAAAGCACCUUCUUGAUACCUUCAGAGGUUUGAGAGAAAACCGCAGACAAUCUGCCACUUACCUGGUUCACGGAGCUAAGGCCUUGAACACCGCCUUCCGCACCUGGACCCGUAAAGAGGCUUUAGCAGAUCAUGAAGUGGAGAUUCCAGAAACCAUCAACACUCAGACGCUAGUGAAGGACCUGGCCAAGGAGAUUCGUCUGGUUGAGGACAUCUUCCAGCAAAACAUUGGCCGCACUGGACCUCAGUUUCCUGGUUCGCCACUCUCCAAAGCUCCUCUGACCACCUCUCAGAAUUCAGGACGCCCCCCUGGAAAAAAGAAAGGAUCCAAGCCCAAGGAAACGAUGGGGGGUCUCGGGCCCCCAGUAACCAAGAAGAAGGGUCAGAAGGGGCUACUUAAGGCAGAAGCAGGAGAAAUUGACCUCAUUGAGAUCCACACCAAACAUACACUCAAAAAAUGUCAACAACAAAAGUCCAAAAACAAGAACAAGCUGGAGUUGCCUUUAGAUGAGUUUAAAGGGAAGCUAAAUAAAAGCAAGCUGAAACUUGUGCUGACCAAUGGAAAACUCAAAGGUAAGAAGGACGGCAGCAGUAAUGGUGCAGGAAGGGCGGGAAAGUACAAACAUCUGGCCAUGGAGGGAUCCAGUCUGUCGGACUUGGAGUCCGAGGAUGAGCUGCAGAUUGACGAGACCCCUCCGCCACGACGCAAGCCUGCAGGACCGAGCAAGAAAAAGAAACUAAGUGGUCUCCCGAGGAAGCUGCCCAGAGCCAAACCCUGCUCUGACCCCAACCGCAUCCGGGAGCCAGGAGAGGUAGACUUUGACAUUGAGGAGGAUUACACCACAGAUGAAGAAGCACUAGCCGCCCACGGGGUAAAGGGUGGCGCAGGGGGCAUUCUGGACUUAUUGAAGGCCAGCAAGCAAGUGGCAGGCUUGGACUCUGCAACACUCAGUGAGGAAGCCCCAGCCUCUCCAAGUACUCGUGAUGCCAUACAGGGUAUGCUAUCCAUGGCCAACCCCCCUUCCUCGUCCUCAUCUUCCUCCUCUUCAUCUCCCCUAUCCAUUUCUGGAGGCCUGACAGAGGGAUUAGGGGUGGUCAAGGAAAAGGGUGGCAAGGCUGUAUGGGUGACUGGAGGGGUCAAAAAGACAAGAACUCCUGAGAAGAAACCUGUCAUCCAGCGGCCGGGGAAACGACCAAUCAAACGGCCAGCCCGUCACAUCAGUGAUGAGGACAGUCCAGACGAGCAAGAGGCUCUGGGAACCUGUUUUAAAGAUUCAGAAUAUGUUUACCCGUCCUUGGAGUCUGAUGAGGAGGACCGUGCUAACAAGGCUAAGAUGAAGCGGAAGAAAAACUGGGAUGACACUCCUUGGAGCCCAAAAGCCAGGGUGAUGCCCACCCUACCUAAACAGGACCGACCAGCCAGGGAAGGGGCUAGAGUCGCAUCUGUAGAAACCGGACUUGCCGCAGCUUCUGCCAAGCUGGCACAACAAGAGCAGCAAAAGCCUGCAAGAAGGAAGUACACCAAAAAGCAGCGUCCUCCAGCUCCUGUAGCCCCUCCCCCCCCUGUUCAGACUGAGCCAGCCCCACCCUCACCCCCACCUGCUCCAGAGACUGGAGCAGACUUCAGCCCAGACAGGAGGAUGGAUUAUUACUCUGCAAGUCUGCAGGACCACGAAUACACUGCAGGGCCAGGACCAUUUGGCCCUGGAGGCCCUAGAGGCAGUGGAGCCAUGGCCCCUGGUGUAUUCCUCACUUCACGCCGACCCUCACUUUCUCCACAGAACAGCAGCUCUCACUCUGGUACAUCCCCUGCAGGUUUAGCCAGCCAAGGCACAACAGGAGUUGGCCAAGGAUCUCAAUGUUGA